This is a messenger RNA of Plodia interpunctella (Indianmeal moth), 6123 nucleotides long. RefSeq lists its product as uncharacterized. The coding region runs from base 327 to 3932 and encodes 1201 amino acids. Lineage: Eukaryota; Metazoa; Arthropoda; Insecta; Lepidoptera; Pyralidae. The transcript is spliced from 2 exons. The record is from RefSeq and is a predicted model, not a curated record.
UCGACUGAUAAGAAAAUCAAAUUGUAAUGUAUGAUAUUUGGAAUGUUCAUUCAUGUCUAAUAUGGCCAUUGGCGUUAAAUCGAACGUGUGUAAUUUUGUGCACUAAGUUUUAAAUAAAUAAACAAGUACUCAGUAAUCACAUUAUUAUAUGAAAUUGAUAAAUUUUUGCGAGGGUACUUUAUGUAAGGCUAUAAUCAUUGUCUUUUUUUAAAGAUUUAAGCAUUGUCUUUAAUAUAAUAUUAUUCACAAUAGUUUACGUCAAAUCAUACCCUAAUAUGCGGCAUUAGUAUCAUCAAAUUGGGCGAACAGAAGAUAAAAUUAUAAAGAUGGCGUCUUACAUACCAAUCACAUUAGUGGGUAACACCCUAGGCGAGCGCCAUCGGUAUCUCAACUCAUUGGUGAACGAUGCUUACCAGAAGAAAGUGCCCUUUCAGUCCAUACUGGACACUCCAGAACAUUCAGCCGUGGAUCGUCUGUUUAAGAUAGACAUCGCAUCAAAACUUCGUUAUACUGAGUACAUUCUAUCUAAUCUUAAAGACGAUGACAUGCUCUAUGUCAGCAGGGCUCUACGAAGCUCCUGGCUUUUGGAACCGCAGUAUAACGACGUCAUAAACCCUGCUUAUUUAGAUAAAGUGCUGCAUCCAGAGAUGACUACAACAGCUGUGAACAAAAUGAACAACUGGCUGCAUGUUCAUUUAAAGGACCCCAGUAGGUGUCUUGAAUUUUUUCAAUAUUAUUCCGAGAAAAACUUUGAUUUAGCCUUGAAAUUCCUUUGGAAUUGUCCUGAAGAUGUGAUUGCCGACGCAAUAGCGAGAGCGUUUAAAAAAAUAACGCCAAAACGUUUGAAGUUACUCAGUGAAAAGUGUCCGCGAGCUGUGCGCAAAUAUUAUUAUGAAUUUAUGCCAACUAAAAAAGAUAUCAGCUAUUUUGAUUGGAAUAAAGAAAGUCAAUACUACAGCAGUAUUACAAAUCUAAUCAAUACAGAUCCCGACUUGCUUUUAGACAUUGCAGAAAAAUAUUACAACUCUAAUCGAUGUAGCCCUUUCAGUUCUAGGAUUACACAUGUGAUCAUGAACAAUCAUAAGGACCGAUAUGAUAAGAAACCUGAACUGUAUGCGGCUUGGCUCCUACACACACCAACGUUAGCUAAGUGUUUGAAUAAUGACGAAAUUAAAGAUAUUGUUUUAAGACUAGCCAGAGCUGAGUAUCUUGGAACAAAUUUCUUUUCAUACAAGUGCGUGGAACCUUUUAUCCAACGACUUAGUCAUAAUGAACGAGAAUCCUUUAAAAAAUUGGUAUUUGUUGAUAAGUGUAUCGGCGACAAAGUAAAAGACUGGCCGUACACACCUCCCUCAUCGCCAUAUUCAGAAAGGUUCUUCGAACGACACGUUUUUGAGGACAUUAAAUAUCAAAUGCUUGGCAGAUAUCAUUACCAAAACGAAUCGAUUAUAAGAUGCGGGAUGAUGAAUUGUAUUUUAAAGAAACGUAGUAAGCGGUGUAUGUACCAAGAGGAAACGCUUUUAGACAAGCUUUUCAAUAAAUAUAGGUUCAUCAACUUUAAAGACACAUUUAUUGAGCUAAGUAAGUUAAUAUCAGCUGAGAGUUUGGUCCAGACACGACAGUACAUGAUGCUGGUAUUAGUUAGCAAAACAGGCGGAAUUGAAGACAACGUGAGGGGUCUUUUGAAACUACUGGUUUCGAGGCACAAUAAUGAAGCUGAAAAUUUUCGUGCAACUAUCGUACGAAGUUUGGUGAAGCGAGCUAAGGCAUGGCAGUUGCCAGACGAUCUCUGGCAGCUACUUCUGAAAUUCGCUCGCGGACUCGGCUUAGACGGCAAGAAAUCUGAUGAAAAAUGUUUUGAAGGUUUGCACGCUGUCGUGCUGAGAUCUAUUCUGUUAACAGAAGAAUGCUCUCCUAAUAUUUUUUCUGCAUAUCUCGACCAGUUCUCAACUUUUGCUGAAUACAACUUAAAUGAAGAGGAGAAACGUAAAGUGUCUUAUAAGCUACCAACUAUGCUUCUAGCGUCCGCGCAGGAACAAGAUAAUACUAAUGAAGCGGUUAGAAGACUGGAAGCGGCUAUGAAAGUAUUUAAUGAUUAUAGUUUGAAGAUCAAAGACUAUCCUGAAACAGUUCCAGUUAUUUCAAUGUGUGCUCGUAAAGAUCCUGAAGCUUGCGUCGGCCUGUUGAGGAAGUUGUAUGACGCCCGAAUUGCAAGAAAAGAUUUGUUCCUAGAAAACUUCACAUUCUUGCAAAAUAAUUGGUGUUACUUAAAUGUUCUGCGUCAUGAUGCUAAAUUAUUAAUGCAAAAAGAUAAAUUUGAAAAAGUAAUGAGCGAAAAACUUGAACACGACCAAUUCCUUCGUAAAUUAGCAAUAUACUUCUCGGAAAAUCACGGUUUAGCUAACGAAUAUCUGAGUAAAAUAGAAAAAGAAAUGGCGACAAAUCCUCGUGCAGAUCUGGUUCGGUCUUUCGCGAUACUAGCUGGAUCCUCUCUUUUUAAAAAACUACAAGAAGUUGACCGAGUUAGUGAAGUUGUUAAGAAUACUGCUGAAUACAAACGUUUGGUUACCUUGAGGACCUACGGUCAUUUAGCUAGACCGAAAUUAGAUUUAUUUGCUUUAGGAUGGCAUAAAGCUGGUGUGAAAGCAGUAGCGAAUCAAAUAUCUAUUUGUAGUGCUAAGAAAAUUGAAGAAUACAUGCGAUUGCUUAAGGAUUGGCGACGUGCACCUAGACUCACAUUUUUGUUAUCAGAGAGAAUUGGCAAGGAAGUAGAAAUUCUUGCAUUGAUUGCAAGCGUGCGGCCUACCGUUGCAAUCAAGCUUACUUUCCGACAUUUGAAACAGCAGGGUGAGCAAUUUAAUCCUAAAAUCUGGGUAAUAGGAAAGGCUACUUUGGAAAAAAGUGAUCUAUCGCAUCCGAAAUACUUGCAUCUAAGAGACACGCUCUCGAGACUAAGUGAUGUACCAGAAAGUCUCAGAGCAGAUUAUUGCGCAACUUUGUAUAGAGUUAUGCAAAAAGUCUCCCAAGAAGAAGGAACGCGGAUUUUGGUUGAAAUAGAAGAUUAUUUAUCAAAAGCAGAUGAAAAAUUCGUCAGUGAUGUUAUAGUUGAAUUCCUAGAUAGCGAAAUGACCUUUGAAAAGUCUCAAACAUCCGAAUACCAGGAUAAUGUUCGUUCAUGUCUAAUGUUACGAAUGAUUGCAAGGUAUUUAAUGCUAUGCAAAACUGAAGAGAUUCAAAAGCAAAGAAUGGACACUUUAGGUAAGCCAUUUUUGAGCCACAUGAAGACAUUCUUUGGCAAAACAGUAGACACGGUUUCAAAAUAUAAGGUUUUAAAAUUUUGGAACAACUUCAUGUUUAACUUAAAAUGCACAGAUGUGUUUAUGGAUACUUCGUAUGUUUCGUCUUUGCCAGUGUUGCAGCUUAUUGUAGAAUGGCUCAAGGAAUCUAUAUCCAUCGUUGAACAUAUUGAUAUUUACAUUACAAUGCAUCUUAUUAUGUUGUAUUUCAAAGCGAUCAGGCAAAGUGUGAAACAGAAUCCAGUAAUUUUCGCCAAUAAAGAGGAGAGAAACAAAUUGGGAGUGGAAAUAGUUGGUGUAAUAUUUGGAAAGUACAUAGCUCAUGAAAUAGUACAGUUGAAAACAGAAUAUUUUGAGUCUAUUGUAGAAAUUUACGCCAAAACGCUGAAUAAUUAUUUAUCAGUCGCUUUCAAUUGUUAUAAUAGCAAGUGGUCUUUUGUGUCGGCUUUAAUAAGAGGAAUGUUGGAAGAACAUGAUGGUACGUCUCAGCUUUUAGCUGAAAAGUUAUACAACAUGAAUAGGUGUUUCAUAAAGGAUAUAAAAGGUGAUAAGACUUUAAGUAUUUUGAAAGGCAUAGAGGAUACACAGUUGAAAUUCUUUUUGAAUGCCGAUUUGCAAGAAAUUUUCGUUGACUGAAAAAAAAUAAUGGCCAUGCACCUAAAUAAGUAUAAACCUAUUAUUUUAGAAUCCGUGACAAAAAAUAAUGUUAUGACAUUUAUAGGCCGAUGCCUAUAAAUGUAUCGCAUUAUAAUUUAUGUUAAUGUUUAUCUGUGGUAGUUGCCUACAUUGAGUUACCUAUCAAAAGUAAUAUAUCCUUUUAAUUGUUCAGUUUUACGCAGUUUUGUGAUGAAAAUCGAACCUUUAGGUGUAAGUAUUGUAACUUAUGCAGUAAGAAUAGAUCGUAUGAAGUCUUCUUUGGAAGAAAAAAAAAGUAAAUACGCUGUUAGAAUAAUAAUAAUUAUAUUACUUAAGCACUUUGCACUUGCGGCUUCUUCUUGCAAUACUCGAACCGAAUACAUUCGGCACCAAAUUUCGGAUACAAAUAGUGGGAAAAAUGCCUAAUACGGUAUGAAUACCGAAUACUAAUCGAAUAUUCGGUGCAUUUCUAAUAUAGAUGUAUUAAUUGCUUAUCUUUUUCAUUACUAAGACAAACAGGAUAUAAGAUGCGUUGCCUUUGAGAGAGGCUCCACUAGUCCGUUGCGCUCCGUUAACGGAUCAACUAAAUAUUGUUGUAGUGUCAAUGUAAAAUUUUGGAGCGGUAACGCUCUGCGUCGGCGCAACAGAAUAGUGAUGCUAUUCACUAAGUUAAAUGAUACAAUAAUAAACUUUUUACGCAACAUUUUAUUACAAGAUAACUUACAUCAAGCUGUUAAAUUAAUAACAAAAUAAUACAACGUAUAAUAAGUGCGUAGACGACGACAAUAGCCAUGUUUGGAAGCAUUACCUUUUUACCUUUAAUUUUAGUUUUCGUUAUUAGUCGAUUCUUUAACUAGAUACCGUCAUUAUGAAAUAAUCGAUGCUUUUGUGAAUAAAAAAGAAAUGCUUAAAAUCAACAAAGUUUAAAUUUUGAACUUCCAGUUGAAAAAUUUACAUCGAGAAAAAAAUAUUAGUUCUAAAACUAAAUGCUAUUUUGUAGCUGUACAAUUGAGAGCAAAUAAACCCUACUUAACUUUCUACCAGGAGUGGGUCAGGUAUAUCUGCCUCCGAUUGUACUUACAGACAAAAUUAUCAUCUCAGUUUUUAUAUUUAUUCACGGUAUUUAUUAAAAGCAUAUUUUUAUAUUCUUAUUUUUUUAAGAUGUUUUUUAAAAUGCUUUGUAAUGUUUAUGUAAUGAUGUUCGCUGCUAUUUUUGUGUUGUUAUAAAGAUUUAUAUACUUUGCAAUAUAUAUGUGUUUUAUUUCAUGUGAAAUGCGAAAUCUAUUUAUGAAUUUCACUCGAAAUAAAUGCGAAUAAAUUAAAAUCGUAUGUUUUAAAAAAAUAUUCUAUUACAAUUACACAAUUUUGAAUCACUGUUUCAAUCACGCUUGUAAAAAUAACACGAAUUCAGAAUUUUUAAAUGAGUGGUAUAUAAAAAUGGACUCGUUACUAAAAAUCAAAAUACAACGUGCACGGUUCAAUUUCUACAAAAAUAAAGCCAUUUUAAACAUCAAUUUCAAAAGUUCAACUAUUUUUUGCCGAGUAAAGACGUAAGACUUUGAUCAAUAUUUUUACUCUUUAUUAACCGUUAUGUGCUGAUAUAUAAAUGAGAAAAAGUAACAUUUCCAUAGAAUCUGUAAAUCUGUACAUUUAAAAUGCCAUGGCUUACGAAAACUGUCUACAUUCACAGUGGACUAGACGGUUAGCGAUAUUUCUGUCAAAUGUAUUACAUAAUAUAAAGAAAUAUUAUUAUUAUAAGUUCUUGAUCUAUUUUCCCGCUCAUGUGGGGUCGGCAUAGUAUGUUCACUCCAUAUAUUACACAAUAUUUCAUAAUAACUUAUAGGAACCUACAUACUACAAACUUAGUGAGCAGUUCGAAUAUAUUUCAAACAAGCAUUUUUUAAACAUUUUUGUCUUUGAAACGUCUAUAACGAUUUAGACAAUAAUUUACUAUCAAAAUAGGUUAUUUUUAACUAUAAGUAAAAUAGGAAUUUUUCAAAAUCUCGAAAUCAAUCAUACAUAAUUUGUUCGUUUUAACAUAAUUAACAAAUUACAUUCAAAUUUUAAAUGGAAACGAAAAUUAUUAUAUCACAAAGGAAAUUGAAAUAUUGACUCAAAACAAAAUUUCAUGUGUAGCUUUCAAGCACACGCUUGACAAAAUAUAUACAGUCAUCUCUCAUACUGGAUACGA